AUGGGUAUACUCCCGUCCAUUCUUUCGGCCGCAGCAGCCUGUGCCUUCUUCAACCCUUCUUUUGGCGUCUCAGCGUCCACAACACCCGAUGCGGCAACAGUCAGCGCAGUCUUGAAGGAGCAUCCAACUUGUUGCAAUGCUCUUGCUUUCUUAUUGCCUGGGAAGGUAUCGACUGCAGGUGGAGCGCCCUAUGAAUCAUCCCUUGCCUCCUACUGGUCCUUGCAAGAACAAGCCGUGUCGCCCGCAUGCGUUGUCACUGCUGAGAACCCUACCGAUGUCUCGGCCGCAGUGUUUGUGCUUGACAUUGCAUCCAAAUUAACGCAUGUCGAAGGCUGCAAGUUCGCCGUCAAAAGUGGCGGGCAUACUCCAUUCGCAGGAUCCGCAAGCAUACAAGGUGGUGUCAACAUUGAUUUGACCAAAUUGAACCAAAUUACAGUCUCACGUGACCGGACGUCGGUCAGUAUCGGUCCAGGAAACAGAUGGGAAGCCGUAUACCUAGAGCUCGAUGCCCGAAAUCUGUCCACAUCUGGUGGUCGCGCUUCAACGGUUGGUGUGGGCGGGCUUACUCUUGGAGGUGGCUUUUCCUUUUUCUCUCCAAGAUAUGGACUUGUUUGCGACAACGUGAUCAAUUUCCAGGUUGUUCUUGCCUCUGGUCGGAUUGUGAACGCAAACUUAACGUCAUACCCGGAUUUGUUUGCAGCACUGAAGGGUGGCUCGAGCAAUUUUGGUAUUGUCACCAGCUUUGAUUUGAAGGUGUUCAAACAGGGGAAGUUUUGGGGAGGUUUCGUUGGCCAAGAUAUCGGUACAAGGUUCCUUCAAUUUCAGUAUUUCGAGGAUUUCGCCAGAAACUCGACCUAUGACCCAUAUUCAGCUCUCAUAAAUAGCUAUUCCUAUACUGCGAGCGAAGGCUGGAUUAUCGCGAGCGACUACGAGUACACGAAGCCUGUGGCAUAUCCUGAAGCAUUCAAAAACUUCACAGAUCUUCCUCAAACAUUCAACACGAUGCGCAUUUCCAACCUGACCGACUUCACCAUUGAGAUUGAUGCGAGGAACCCAUCCGGCAGCCGAGAAAUAUUCGUUACUGCCACCUUUAAGAAUAACGCCACGAUGAUGGAGAAAUUCUUUGAUCUAGCCAAUCAGACUGUUCAGGGUAUCUCGGAUGCCACGAAUUUGACGUUUAGUCUGAGUUUCCAGCCAUUGCCACAACUUGUCAUUGGGUAUGGACCUGCCAACGGUGGUAACUCUCUGGGAUUGGGUCCGGAGGACGGCGAUAUCGUGAAUGUUCUUCUCACUAUUCAAUGGGCCGAGGAAGCUGACGAUACGCGUAUCGAUAACGCAGCCCAAAGCCUAUUUUCCCAAGCGGAAGCCGCCUCUAAAACCAUGGGUACCUAUAACCCAUACCUAUAUCUAAAUUACGCCGCAUAUUUUCAAAACCCGAUAGCUGGGUAUGGGAAUGCGAGUCAGGCGAAGCUAGAAAGGGUGAGCAAGAAGUAUGAUCCAGGCCAAUUAUUCCAGAAGCAACUUCCUGGAGGCUUUAAGCUUCAGCAAAAAGGGCAAGACUAA
Messenger RNA from Letharia columbiana, 1563 nucleotides. RefSeq lists its product as uncharacterized. Lineage: Eukaryota; Fungi; Ascomycota; Lecanoromycetes; Lecanorales; Parmeliaceae. The record is from RefSeq and is a predicted model, not a curated record. The coding region runs from base 1 to 1563 and encodes 520 amino acids. The transcript has 7 exons. Gene Ontology annotation, molecular function: FAD binding.